This is a messenger RNA of Microplitis mediator, 2151 nucleotides long. It is a transcript of the gene ScpX, whose product is annotated as sterol carrier protein 2-like. The record is from RefSeq and is a predicted model, not a curated record. The transcript is spliced from 3 exons. Gene Ontology annotation, molecular function: acyltransferase activity, transferring groups other than amino-acyl groups. NCBI's taxonomy places the organism in Eukaryota, Metazoa, Arthropoda, Insecta, Hymenoptera, Braconidae. Bases 280 to 1899 code for a protein of 539 amino acids.
AUUAUUUAGCAAAGUAAAAGUAAAUACGCCAUUUAUUAGUAAAUUAACAAACCAGAGGCUACGACUCCAUACAUUUUUUGUUAACUCGUAAGACCGGUCAAAGUUCGCUGCUUACUAAACACUUUUCGCGAUAAAAUAAAUUAAAUUUUAUAAUUAAACUCUUCAAGGCGUUGGUUACUCUGUUGUUUGAUAUUCAAAUAUUAUAAUUGCAGUCACUAGUUACUGUAUUUAUUUAAUUUAAAACAUUCAGCCGCAAAUACUUCAGACAUUCCAGUCAAAAUGGUGCGCAGAGAACCAGUCUAUGUAGUGGGGGUGGGAAUGACCAAGUUCGAGAAACCCGGGUCCCGGGAUGACUUCGACUACCCGGAGAUGGUGAAGGAGGCGGUGACGAAGGCACUAAAGGACGCAAGAGUGUCCUACGACUCAAUAAAAGGAGCCGCGGUGGGUUACGUCUACGGAGACUCGACCUGUGGUCAGCGCGCCCUCUACGAAGUCGGACUGACCGGAUGCCCCAUCUUCAACGUCAACAACAACUGCUCCACUGGGUCAUCAGCGCUGAUGAUCGCCAAGCAGAUGAUCGAGACAGGUCGCGCUGACUGCACCCUGGCGGUGGGUUUUGAAAAAAUGGAGCGCGGGUCGUUGACCUCAAAGUUCCUGGACCGGACGAACCCCAUGGACAAGCACGUGGGUCUCAUGUCGGAGAUAGCCGGGAUCUCGGAUGGGCCAAUCACUGCCCAGAUGUUUGGCAACGCGGCUAUAGAGCACAUGCAGAAGUACGGGACCAAGCCCGAGCACUUUGCGAAAAUCGCGUACAAGAAUCAUCUGCACUCGGUGAAUAAUCCGAACUCCCAGUUCAGGACCAAGUACAGUCUCGAGGAAAUUUUGAAGGCCCCGAAGGUCUUUGGGCCGCUGACAAAGUUGCAAUGCUGUCCCACUUCUGAUGGCAGCGCUGCGGUGAUCCUGGCGAAUGAACAGUUUGUGAGAAGACACAACUUGCAGAAUCAGGCGGUGGAGAUCUUGGCCAUGGAGAUGACCACUGAUACCCCAUCUACUUUUGCUGAGAAAAGUUCCAUUAAACUUGUUGGGUACGACAUGACGAAACUCGCCGCAGAAAAAGUAUUCGCCAGCGUUCCCUACAAUCCAACCGACGUCGACGUGAUCGAGCUCCACGACUGCUUCUCCGCGAACGAGCUCAUAUCCUACGAAGCCCUCGGACUCUGCCCACCCGGUCAAGCUGCUCGACUAAUCGACUCCGGGAACACGACCUACGGCGGCAAAUACGUCGUCAACCCCAGCGGGGGUCUCAUAUCCAAAGGCCACCCCCUCGGCGCCACCGGUCUCGCCCAGUGCGCAGAACUCGCCUGGCAACUCCGUGGUGAGGCCGGUCCUCGGCAAGUACCUGGUGCUAAACUCGCUCUCCAGCAUAACAUCGGCCUAGGCGGCGCUGUGGUCGUCGCUCUCUACAAGCUCGGGUACCCCUCCGCCCCCAUGAUGAAUUUGGUCAGCGCCAAGGUCUCUCCCGACGCAUUCCAGGCCAACAAAGUCUUCAAAGUAUUCGAGGCCGCCAUGCAGGACGACGAGGACGGACUCAUCGAGAAGUACCGCGGCGUCUACGGGUUCAAAAUAAUAAACGGCCCAGGUGGCGCCGAGGGCUACUGGAUUAUCAACGCCAAGGCCGGAAAGGGCAAAGUUGAGUUUGACGGCAAGGAAAAACCUGACGUAAUUUUCACCAUCAGCGACACCGACAUCGUCGACUUCAUUUCCGGGAAACUCAACCCACAGCAGGCUUUCUUCCAGGGAAAAAUUAAAAUCAAGGGCAACAUGGGCCUGGCUAUGAAAUUACCGGACCUUCAAAAACGCGCCGCAAAAAAAAUUGAACUGCUCAAAGCCAAACUCUAAAAUUUUUUUUUUUUUCUGGGUCGAGGUCGAGGUCAAGAUCAAAGUCGGGUGGGGGUACAAGUUGAGCUUUAAUAUACUAGGUAAUUUUUAUUUUUUUGCCGCGAAAAUUUAAUUAUUUAAAUUUGGCGGGAAAAUUUUAAAUAAUUAAUAUAAUGAAGUUUUAUAAAAUUGUUAUAUAAUUUUUUUAUAAAUGUUGAGGGAUGAGGUUGUAGAUCUAAUAAAAAAUUAAUUAAAGUAAUUAGUAAUUAAUAA